Adineta ricciae is the source of this 867-nucleotide messenger RNA. Lineage: Eukaryota; Metazoa; Rotifera; Eurotatoria; Adinetida; Adinetidae. The record is from the annotation of a GenBank genome assembly.
AUGAUUGGAACACUAUCGAAAACCUUGUCGAAUACUACGUGUUCAUCAAGUAUCUCCACUCCGCCAUCAUCACCGCUAAAUCUCCGUCGUUCGACAUUUCAUACACUCGCACGGCGCUUGUCCGACUCGAAAAACGACUUUUUCCAACAAAUUCCUUAUCAUCAACAGCAAUUAUCAAGUUUGAAAAAACGUGCGAAAAGCUUACUAACAUCAUCAUCUGUGAUUGAUCAUUUUAAACCAGAUAGACAACAUACUUCGACCGCGAUCAUCAGUGUUGAUGAAAUUUAUCGACGCAUUAAUGCAACACAUGCGAAUAAUGCAUACACAUCUGAUCCGGGCAUUCCGCCACCUAAAUUUCUCCAACCGUCGACGUUAAUCGAUGAAGAACAGUCGAAACAAAUUUUACUUGAACUGCCUGCGCGUGUGCACGGUCUCAAUUGGCAAUUGAUAUUCAGUACUGAAGCUCAUGGAUUUAGUUUAAAUCAACUCUAUCGUCGAUCAAUGGAAGUCGAUCAAGAUUCACCCGCAUUACUUAUUGUUAAAGAUAUCGAGCAGAAUACUUUCGGUGCGUAUAUUUCGCAACAAUUAAUGAUCAGUGACGGCUUUUAUGGAACUGGCGAAUCGUUUCUGUUCACAUUUCAUCCGAAAUUUCAAGUGUUCCACUGGACCGGCAAUAAUCAAUUUUUUGUCAAGGGUGAUGUGAAAUCACUUGGUAUCGGUAGUGGAGAAGGAACAUAUGGUCUAUGGCUUGACGCUGACUUGUAUCACGGUCGUACAUGCCGAAGUAAAACAUUCGACAAUGUUCAACUAUCGUCGAAAGAAGAUUUCAUCAUCGCCAGCGUAGAAGUUUGGACCUUUGUCGAUUAG